Molecule: messenger RNA, 3602 nt
Organism: Mastomys coucha (southern multimammate mouse)
Lineage: Eukaryota; Metazoa; Chordata; Mammalia; Rodentia; Muridae
Gene: Slc6a13
Product: solute carrier family 6 member 13
Exons: 15
Coding region: 42-1850 (602 amino acids)
Biological process (GO): sodium ion transmembrane transport; neurotransmitter transport
Cellular component (GO): plasma membrane
Molecular function (GO): gamma-aminobutyric acid:sodium:chloride symporter activity
Source: RefSeq, a predicted model, not a curated record
AUCUCCGACAGGACCUCAGGCAGAAACUUCACCAAGGUGGGAUGGAUAACAGGGUCUCGGGAACAACCAGUAAUGGAGAGACAAAGCCAGUGUGUCCAGUCUUGGAGAAAGUGGAGGAAGAUGGUACCUUGGAACGGGAGCACUGGAACAACAAGAUGGAGUUUGUGCUGUCAGUGGCGGGAGAGAUCAUUGGCUUAGGCAACGUCUGGAGGUUUCCCUAUCUCUGCUACAAGAACGGGGGAGGUGCCUUCUUUAUCCCCUACCUCAUCUUCCUUUUUACCUGUGGCAUCCCUGUCUUCUUCUUGGAGACAGCACUUGGCCAGUACACCAACCAGGGAGGCAUCACAGCCUGGAGGAAAAUCUGUCCCAUCUUUGAGGGCAUCGGCUAUGCCUCACAGAUGAUCGUCAGCCUCCUCAAUGUCUACUACAUCGUUGUCCUGGCCUGGGCCCUCUUCUACCUCUUCAGCAGCUUCACCACUGACCUCCCCUGGGGAAGUUGCAGCCACGAGUGGAAUACAGAAAACUGUGUGGAGUUCCAGAAGACAAACGACUCCCUGAAUGUGACUUCUGAGAAUGCUACCUCCCCUGUCAUCGAGUUCUGGGAGAGGCGAGUCCUGAAGAUCUCAGAUGGUAUCCAGCACCUGGGGGCCCUGCGCUGGGAACUGGUCCUGUGCCUCCUGCUAGCCUGGAUCAUUUGCUACUUCUGCAUCUGGAAGGGGGUCAAGUCCACGGGCAAGGUGGUCUACUUCACAGCCACUUUCCCUUACCUCAUGCUGGUGGUCCUGUUGAUUCGAGGAGUGACACUGCCGGGAGCAGCCCAAGGAAUUCAGUUUUACCUGUACCCCAACAUCACUCGUCUGUGGGAUCCCCAGGUAUGGAUGGAUGCAGGCACCCAGAUCUUCUUCUCCUUUGCCAUCUGUCUGGGGUGCCUCACGGCCCUGGGAAGCUACAACAAGUACCACAACAAUUGCUACAGGGACUGCAUCGCCCUUUGCAUCCUCAACAGCGGCACCAGCUUCGUGGCCGGGUUUGCCAUCUUCUCCAUCCUGGGCUUCAUGUCUCAGGAGCAGGGCGUGCCCAUAUCUGAGGUUGCUGAAUCAGGCCCUGGCCUGGCAUUCAUCGCCUAUCCUCGCGCUGUGGUGAUGUUACCCUUCUCACCGUUGUGGGCCUGCUGUUUCUUCUUCAUGGUCGUUCUCCUGGGACUAGAUAGCCAGUUUGUGUGUGUAGAAAGCCUGGUGACAGCGCUGGUGGACAUGUAUCCCCGGGUGUUCCGUAAGAAGAACCGGAGGGAGAUCCUCAUCCUUAUUGUGUCCGUCAUCUCUUUCUUCAUCGGACUCAUCAUGCUCACAGAGGGCGGCAUGUACGUGUUUCAACUCUUCGACUACUAUGCAGCCAGUGGCAUGUGCCUUCUCUUCGUGGCCAUCUUUGAGUCCCUCUGUGUGGCCUGGGUUUACGGAGCCGGCCGCUUCUAUGACAACAUUGAGGAUAUGAUUGGGUACAAGCCAUGGCCUCUUAUCAAAUAUUGUUGGCUCUUUUUCACGCCAGCUGUGUGCCUGGCGACCUUCUUGUUCUCCCUGAUUAAAUAUACGCCACUGACCUACAACAAGAAGUACACAUACCCAUGGUGGGGGGACGCCCUGGGGUGGCUCCUAGCUCUGUCCUCCAUGAUCUGCAUUCCUGCCUGGAGCAUCUACAAGCUUAGGACUCUCAAGGGUCCACUCAGAGAGAGACUUCGCCAGCUCGUGUGCCCAGCUGAGGACCUUCCCCAGAAGAACCAACCAGAGACGACUUCUCCUGCAACACCGAUGACGUCCCUUCUCAGGCUCACAGAACUGGAGUCUAACUGCUAGGGCCACGGCCUUUGACACACCUGUGAGCCGGGCUGUGGGGGCAGCUAUAGAGGCAGAGGGUGAAACCACCCCUCUGUGCCGGGACAGAAAGACGAAAGGGGGUAUUUGGGACCCACCUUCUGAACUGGGUACCUCCUAUCUUGACGCCCCUAUUCCAGGGUGGUCCACACAUUGUGACAUGCCCGAAUUAAUAAAACCUCUCUGAGGCAGCUUGGGAAGCCCAGGGAGGAGGUGAAUGCCUGGCUUGUUGCUGGGCCCUCUUCCUUCCAUGCCAUUAAAUCCAACUUCCUCCCACGACUGCUUACCAACAUGCCUGGUUUCUGUCCUCUGUUUGUACCUUGUCCCCUGCUCAUUAUAACAUUGUGACUCUAGGGUCCUGCCUCCCCCUAGCUCUUACCAAGUGCUUAUGAAUCACAUAGCAGGUAUAAUUGAUGUGGUGGGGGAGGGAAGGCAGAUAGAUGAUGGGGCGAAACUGUUGUCCUCAAUCACACAUUUGGAUUGAAGGAAGCUGGCCCUCUCUCUCCACGCUUCCCUAGAGUGUGAUGUGUAGUCCUAUAAGGUCCCCAUCCCCACUUGCCACUUCUGUUCCAUGCUCCUCUCCCCUGUCCUCAUUGUGGGAUUUAAAAAGGGAGAUGGAGGGAAGGACAAAGGGACCAGGCCCUGGUUACAAGAAGGAAGAAAACUAGUUGUAGUUCCUUUCUGCUCAAUGGCCCUUGCUAUGUCCUUGGUUGUCAACACUGUCCCGGUGUGCAUCCAUGGGCUGAUGCUUGGGGGAGGAGUUGAUGCAGGGUGAGAGAGGGUUGCCAGCCAGGUCUUUGAGGACCAGAGGGGCCUUACAGAAGAGGUCCCGCCCAGACUCUGCCAGCAGAGGGACUACUCAGACAAUCCUAGUCUCAGCUGUCAAGAGGUUCAGACCCGGGAUACUGUCACUUCCAGAUGUGACCACAAGGUGGCGGCACUGUCAUGUCCUCAGUCCUGAGGGUCAUUUCUGAGCUUCAGGGAGGAGCCAACCCUUAAGAGCUAACUUUCAAGAGACUCUGGCAGGAGGUCGGCAAAGCUCUAGGAUAUUGCCUGGAGGUCAAAGCAAGGCCCCAGGCUGCCUUAGCAACCAGCCUCUAAGGGAAUGGGGAGAAACUCCAGGUGCUGCAGUGUGCUGAGGAAGUAGAUGAAACCUGACUCUCUCCCCAUCUAGGGUAAGGUCUACCUGAGUCCCUGAAGGUUUCCUGGGUCCUCUGCUGCUGCCUGACUUGACUAAAUGUCCAGUGAUUCUCUGAGCUGUUCAGGCUCCCCUCCUGCUCCCUGGGUGCUUUUUGUUUUUUCCAGCUUGUGACACGUCAGUUUCAAGGGAAAUGUUUUGAAGUCAUUGCCAGUUUUCCAGUUUCUGAUUUGUAUUGGAAGAGUCUGCAAAAAUCAGGGACAGUGGUCCUCCUGACUCUGUGGGGGGCUUGACUCUUUCUCCUAGGUGACAGACUCUGAGGAGACAGACUCAGUCACGGUCCUGCUGGUUUAAUGUGUCCAAACCCAGGAUUCCACACACCUCACACCCUCACCCACCUGACCACGUGUCUAUAUCGCCUAUGGCUACAGGGUUUUAACUGUACUUACUACAAACAUGGGCUUAAGCAGAACUCAACCCAUUUCUUUUAUUUCUUAAAACAGGGUCUCACUAUUAGCCUUGGCUAUCCUGGAGCUUGCCUUGUAGAGCAGGAUAGCCACUUGCCUCCGCUUUCCUAGUGCUGGGAUUAAAGGUGU